Molecule: messenger RNA, 3759 nt
Organism: Clarias gariepinus (North African catfish)
Lineage: Eukaryota; Metazoa; Chordata; Actinopteri; Siluriformes; Clariidae
Gene: aplp2
Product: amyloid beta (A4) precursor-like protein 2
Exons: 18
Coding region: 186-2531 (781 amino acids)
Biological process (GO): central nervous system development; axonogenesis
Cellular component (GO): membrane
Molecular function (GO): transition metal ion binding; heparin binding; serine-type endopeptidase inhibitor activity
Source: RefSeq, a predicted model, not a curated record
CGGCGCAGUACAUUCCAUGAUUAGACAACGCGCACUCCGUAGCUGCUUUAGCUGUUUUCGCAAUUCGUGUAAAACGCUUAACGAAAUAAUCGACGAUUUCCAUAGGGAGUGAUUUGCUGCGGGGUCGCGGAGCUGCUGAGAGAGAGAUCUGUUCAGGAGAGCUGAUUUGUCCUGCCGUGUGGGAGAUGGGAUCAGUCCCGGCGGUGUCUAUCCUGAUUUUGGGAAUCAUUUUCCCGAGCCUGCCUGGAUCUAUGGAGGCGCUAACAGCUAACCCCGCAACUGGCGUUGCCGUGGCUGAGCCUCAGGUAGCCAUGUAUUGUGGGAAACUCAACAUGCAUGUCAACGUACAGACGGGCCAGUGGGAGCCAGACCCAUCAGGAACCAAGAGCUGCAUUAAAACCAAGGAGGCUGUGCUGGAAUACUGCCAGGAGAUGUACCCCAAGUUGGAAAUUACAAAUGUCCUGGAGGCCAACCAGCCAGUCAAGAUUGAGAACUGGUGCAGGAAAGGAAAGAAACAAUGCAAGCCUCAAGCCCACACUGUGGUCCCGUACAAAUGCUUGGUUGGAGAGUUUGUGAGCGAUGUACUCCUUGUCCCAGCAAAGUGUCAUUUCUUCCAUAAGGAGCACAUGGACACAUGUCUCAGUCAUCAGCGGUGGCAGGAAGAGGCAAAGGAGGCUUGCUUAAAGUCCAACAUGGUGCUACACAGCUAUGGCAUGCUGCUACCAUGUGGUGUUGAUAUGUUCCGUGGCACCGAAUAUGUCUGUUGCCUGCCUGCCCAGGAGCCUACUUCCGCUGCCAUUGCCUCUCAGGAAGAAGUCGCAGAUAAUGAUGACGAUGAAAUGCAGGACGAGGAGCAGGAUGAUGGGCAGGAUGAGGUUGUAGAGGAAAGCGAGCCGUUUAUAGAUGAACAGCCAACCCAAAAGCAAGAUGAAGCUGAGAAGAUGGACUAUGAGGGAGAAGAUGAUAAUAUUGAUGAUGAUGAUAAUGAUGAUGAUGACCAGUACCACUAUGUUUAUGAAGAUGAAGAUGAGGACCGAGAGAGUGAAGAGAAAGAGAGAAAGAAAGAGAAGGCCACUGCUGUUGAGAGUAAGGAUACUGAAAUGUCUCUUCAGGAGGUAAAAGCUUUGUGCUCCCUGGAGGCUGAGACGGGCCCCUGUCGUGCAUCUAUGCCUCGCUGGCACUUUGAUAUUUACCAUAAGAAGUGUGUGCGCUUCAUCUACGGAGGCUGUGCUGGCAACCGCAACAACUUUGAGUCUGAGGAGUACUGCAUGGCUGUGUGCAAGUCUCUAACUCUGCCCCCUACUUCAGAGCCAAUGGAUGAUGUUGAUGUUUACUUUGACACUCCAGCUGAUGAUCAGGAACAUAGCCGCUUUCAGAAGGCCAAGGAGCAGCUAGAGAUUAGACACCGCAACCGAAUGGAAGGGGUAAGAAAGGAAUGGGAGGAGGCAGAGCGUCAGGCCAAGAACCUGCCUAAAGUAGACAGACAGACCUUGAUCCAGCAUUUCCAAGCUAUGGUGGAGUCUCUAGAGGAGGAGGCAGCCAGUGAAAAACAGCAGUUGGUGGAGACUCACUUGGCUCGGGUGGAGGCCAUGCUGAACGACCGCCGUCGUUUUGCCCUAGAGAACUACCUUGCUGCUCUGCAGGCUGACCCACCCAGGCCACACCACGUACUGCAGGCUCUGAGGAGGUAUGUUCGUGCAGAGAAUAAAGACCGGCAGCACACAAUCCGUCACUAUCAGCAUGUGCUUUCUGUUGACCCUGAGAAGGCAACCCAAAUGAAGUCUCAGGUUGUGACCCACCUCCGCGUGAUCGAGGAGAGGAUGAAUCAGAGUCUGUCUCUGCUUUAUAAGGUCCCUUAUGUGGCAGAUGAGAUCCAGGACGAGAUUGAUGAUCUUCAGGAGCAGAAGGCAGACAUAGAUCAGUUCCUGUCCUCAGAGUCACAGCCUGAUGUCACUGUCUCUUCUGAGGAUAGUGUGGAGGUCCCUUCAUUUGAUGGCAAACCGUCUCGCCCUUUCCGUGUCAGCUCUCUAGGCUCACAGCCUGAACCUGAGGGCGAUCUAUCUGAGCCCCCACGUGCCUUCAAGAAAGGUUCUGGAAUGAUGAAUAGUCUGGAUGGUCUGAUUGGAGCAGAGGAGAGAGUUAUCAACAGCAAGAACCAGAUCAGUGGUAAUGAGGUGAUUGAUGAGGCAAUGGAUAUAAAAGAAGUGAUUUACAGUGCUGAGAAGGUCAGCAUUUUGAAUGUUGAUCCUCUGUUCAGUCACAGAGGAAAUCAGGAGGUAUUUAACCCUCUGGGGGAGGAGUUGACCUUUGGGAACGGUACUUUAAUUGGCUUACUGGUGAUCGCAGUUGCUAUAGCAACUGUAAUUGUGAUCAGUCUGGUCCUGCUAAGGAAGAGGCAGUAUGGCACCAUCAGCCAUGGCAUUGUGGAGGUUGAUCCUAUGCUGAGUCCUGAGGAGCGUCACCUGAACAAGAUGCAGAACCAUGGCUAUGAAAACCCCACCUACAAAUAUCUGGAGCAAAUGCAUAUCUAAUCUGGACCAUCAGGGGGUUGUAUGGGGCCACAGAAUGGUGACCACUACUGACCAAUAAUAUAGUUGCUCUUUUAGAAGCAGAAAUGCAUAACCAGUUCAUUAAGAAACAAAAUCAAGUUAUUUAACACUGCUACUAGUUCUAUUACUGCAACUGCUGUAUCAUGGGGCUCCAUUUAUGAUCUUAAAGUUAAUCUUUUGAAUGGUAAUGUAUUGAAUUUUAAAUGUGAUUUAUGAAUCAUCUGAUAAAGCUGAUUAUGAAAACCUUUUGGUUUUUACUUUCAGUAGCUUUCUUGUACAUGCAGGUUAUUUGUAAAUGAGAAAGAAUGAAGAGUGAAUUAUUUCAUUUACUUUAUGUACUUUAUUAUUAUUACUAAAUUCUAUAUAAGUACAAGCAGGUGUUCCAUUUCCUUAUCGUUAUUUCACAAGCUUUGUUGUGUAGGAACAGAUUUGUUUAGAUAAAAUGUCUCUUGCUGUUGCCUGUAUAACUCAUCAUAAGCCUGUUGAACUGGUGUGUAUAUUGAUCGAUUAGAAGAUUAAUACCCUCAGGCACCCUUAUUUUGUUUCAAAGAAAAUUGAUUUGUUUCAAAAGGCAUAUUUCUAGUCAAAGCCCAUGUUUGGCAAAAAAAAAAAAAAAAUGCAUAGUUUUAAAAUUGGAAAAAUUAUGGGUGAAAGCCUCCAGACUCCUGUGUCUACUGAACAGCAAUUUAAUGUCAUUUACCAUGCAUGCACACAAAUGACACACAAGCGUUCUAAAUGACUAGUUAACUAACUGAGCAUAAUUUGGCACCAACUAACUGUUUACUGAUUGUAUCCAUUGACCAUUUUCUUGUCAAACGAUCAGGAAGUUAUUUGGAGCUAGUAAAACCCUGGUUACUAAAGUAAAUAAGUGUCAUGAGACCUGGGAGCUGGAGAUGCAGCAUUUAAAUAUUUUGUAAAACUGGUGAAAUUCUGCAAUGAACAAAAUAUUUUUUAACAUUUGUUUUCCUUUUUAUUUAUUGCCAUUAUUUUUUAAGGUUUAUAAUUGUUUUUAUUAGUUUCUUCUUUCUGUGACUGUCUUUAUGCACCCUAAUGGCUUGAUCUUGAUCCCUGUAACUACCUGCUUAAUUGUGAGAAGGGUUAGGGAACACUAAUAAGAUGGAUGUAUUGGUGGUUAAGUAGUUAAUUCCUUCGAAAACAACUUUGUGGUUGGCAAGCUGAAAAUAUCAAUAAAGUCACUUCUUCCAUAGUA